UUGAGCUUUGAACAAGACUUGCUCUUGAAAAGCUAACUAAAAGAUUAAAGAAACAGGUAAUUUGUGUGUGAGCCACUCAGCUCCUUCUGCAGAGGCGCGGCGGCGCGCAGGUGGGCGUGGCGUUUAUCGUUACGUAGUUCCUUGGUUCCUUGAUCACGAGAGGGGACUUGCUGUGAAUUGGACGUCGUAGCUUUGGACAAGAACAAAACACAGCAAAGAGCAGAAACAACAACCCCCCCAAAAGCUGCCUCCAGAGCAGUGAAGUGUCUUCAUGGCAGUACGGAGAGGACACAUUAGGUACUUGAAAGCUCAACUGACCAACAUGCAGGAGGUGUAUGACAUGUCAAACGGCUACGAAGACCACAUGGGAGGCGAGGAGGGCAAAGAUGCCAAGACCAACCUGAUUGUGAACUACCUGCCUCAGAGCAUGACGCAGGACGAGCUGCGAAGCCUCUUCAGCAGCAUUGGAGAGGUGGAGUCCGCCAAGCUCAUUCGAGACAAAGUCGCAGGCCACAGUUUAGGGUACGGAUUUGUUAACUAUCUUAACCCUAGUGAUGCAGACAGAGCUAUCAAUACUCUGAAUGGACUAAGGCUACAGUCUAAAACUAUCAAGGUGUCAUAUGCACGGCCCAGCUCUGACACAAUAAAGGAUGCCAACCUGUAUAUCAGCGGCCUGCCUAAGACCAUGAUCCAGAAAGACGUGGAGGACAUGUUUGCUCGCUAUGGACGCAUCAUCAACUCCCGUGUACUUGUUGACCAGGCUUCAGGUCUGUCCCGUGGGGUGGCGUUUAUCCGGUUCGACAAGCGGGCGGAGGCAGAAGAUGCCAUCAAAGACCUCAAUGGCCAGAAACCGCCUGGGGCCUCUGAACCAAUCACUGUCAAAUUUGCAGCCAACCCAAACCAGGUGAAGAACACCCAGCUCAUCUCCCAGCUCUACCACAACCAGUCCCGACGCUUCGGAGGGCCCUUACACCACCAGGCACAACGGUUCAGGUUCUCCCCCAUGAGUGUUGAUCACAUGGGUGGCAUGGGAGGCGUGGGCGUUCCCGGGAGCUCCACCUCUGGUUGGUGCAUCUUCAUCUACAACCUGGGCCAGGAUGCAGAUGAGGGCAUCCUCUGGCAGAUGUUUGGCCCCUUCGGCGCCGUCACAAACGUCAAGGUGAUCCGAGACUUCAACACCAACAAGUGCAAGGGCUUUGGCUUCGUUACCAUGACGAACUACGAGGAGGCGGCCAUGGCCAUCGCCAGCCUCAAUGGCUACCGGCUCGGAGACAAGAUCCUGCAAGUGUCCUUUAAGACCAGCAAGGGCCACAAGUAGAGAGAGCUGGACGAUCAGGAGCAGGAGAGCGGGACAGACCGAUAACCGCGUGCCAGGCUUUUAUUGCAGAGAGUUAGAAAUACAAGUUGGCAAAGUUUGGCACAGCAAUUUGGUUUUUAGUGUGUUCUGAAUCUAAGCAGAUGUUCACUCUUCUGCAUCUUUGUACUUGUCUAAAAGAAAGUGUUAGACAGUUGUUGUUUUUUUUUUUUUUUCCUCUUUCUCAAUUUUUGCUUUGUUUUCUUUCCUUUUUUUUCUUUAUACUUAUACUUGGGGUUUGGGGACACUCUAAAUAUAGUUUAAAUUUUUAGGGUGUGGAAGGGAGGGGCAUGAAUACCAAGAUACUCUGACCAAUAACACAUUUAAACAUUUAAUUACCUGUAAGGCUAAAUAUUGUCCUCAUGUGCCGCAUGUAAAAUAGUCACUAAAGGGACUAGACAGAGGAUUCAGGCCUGCGCACACUGAGCAAAGGCUCUUAGCAGUUCACUGUAAAUACCGAUCGAGUAACAGAAGAAACCCCUGCACACUGCUCUUCCAGUGUCACACAUUUUGCUAGAUAUUUUGUGGUAUGUUCAACAGGAUGAAGCGCGGAGAGGCAGGGGUGGUUUACGUUUUGGAGAAGCAGUUCUCAGUCCUGGACUCUGGCUCCCAUGUAGGAAUAGAUGCCUUAAACUAGAGCUGCAACUAAUAAGUAUUUUCAUUAUCGAUUCAUCGACUAGUUGUUUGGUCCAUAAAAUAUCAGAAAAUGGUGGGACUUGUUGAUUACAAUUUCCCACAGCCCACGCUGACAUCCUCAAAUCUCUUGUUUUGUCCCAACCAACAGUCCACAACCUAAAGGUUUUUAGUUUACUGUCAUAGAGAACUAAAGAAACCACAAUCAGAGAAUUUUUGAAAUUUUCUUGACUCAAAAUGAUAAAUCGGCUCUAAAAAAAAAAAAAAAGUUGGUGAUUUAUGUAAUAGAUGGCCAGUAAUUGAUUGUUUGACUAAUCGUUGCAGCUCUAUCUUAAAUGAUCAUCCAGCAGACACUAGACCUUCCACGCCACUCAUUAUGUCUUGAGUCAGUCUAAGAGCAAAGCACUUUUAAUCAAUCUGUUUUAGGCUACUAUGAAUAUCAGUCUUUUUUGAUGUUAUCUGUGACUUUUGCUUACCCUCUUAUUAGGAUAGUAGUUUUAAACAUGGCAGGCUUGGCUCUGGAGGGAGAACGUGUUUUGUUUGUUUCCUAAUCUGUGUAGGGAGUGUCUCUUAUAAAUAAGUCGUAUUUACGAAAAAGAGUCUGUUGAACAACCCCCAGUCGAUGAGUAGGGAAUUGAGAUGGACCAAAGACAGAGAUUUGAUUUUAUACCCCAGACAAUUCUGAACAGGUUUUGAGUUGAGUUUGAGUUUUUGAAGAUGUAGUAAGGCUAUGUUUAACACUGACUGAGAGUAUCAGCACUCUUUGGUUCAGUUUGCUUUUUUGUUUUUGUUUUUUUUUUCCUCUUUUUUCAUUGAGUUUUCUUUUUGUUUGAGACUAAUUUCUUCUUUUUCCAGAGGCGUAGAUUUAUAUUCGUUAAGUUAAAACUUGUUUGAUUAACGAGUGCUUAUCUCGAGUUUGUGGAGAAAUUAAUGGCCUUUGUUAAUGAUUUCAGUUUAGAUUUGCUUUUUUUUCUUCCUUUUGUUUUGAUUGUUUCUCUUUGAACAUAAACCAUUAAAUUUUAUUUUGUUUUGCUGAAAGUUUUGUUUGGUUUGUUUGUUUCUUUUAUUUACAUUAAGAUUUCUUUUGGAUUUUGGUUUAGACUUAAUUUUUAAAGUGACGAAACUGCAGGCCACCAUAUCUUAUUCUCAGACAUCAUCUUUGGCCACAUAUCUGGAUAGAAGUAGUUUUCAGUGUUUGAUAGGUUACACAGGCAAAUAGAGCAACUUUUUGCAAAAAAAAAAAAAAAAAAGGUUUCUGAAUACAAAGCGUUACUAUACGAUGUCAGCACUAGCGGAAGCAUUUGGCUGUUCGACAUUGGAGAUCUUAGACCUAGAUGGUCUGAAGAUUAACAUACCAUAUGGACCAAUU
Molecule: messenger RNA, 3356 nt
Organism: Myripristis murdjan (pinecone soldierfish)
Lineage: Eukaryota; Metazoa; Chordata; Actinopteri; Holocentriformes; Holocentridae
Gene: elavl1a
Product: ELAV like RNA binding protein 1a
Exons: 7
Coding region: 272-1318 (348 amino acids)
Cellular component (GO): ribonucleoprotein complex
Molecular function (GO): RNA binding
Source: RefSeq, a predicted model, not a curated record